AUGUCAGUUUAUAAUCAUCGUCCAAUGGUGCCAACACCACAAAGUCGCAUUGUUGAAAUGCUGGAUUCAAUAAGAAAUGAGUUUGAUCAGUUAGCACAAGAGCUUUAUGUUUGCAAAACUCAAAGAGAUGACUUUGAGCAUAAAAUGAACCAACAAAUCUCAGAAAUGAAUAACUUUCAGCAAAGCUUACUUGAGUUGGAACGUACUCAGCAAAAUCAAAAGAAACAAUAUGAAGAAGAGAUUGCUCGGCUUCGUCAACAAAUUGAAUCACGAAUGUCUUCUGGCCCUUCCGGAAUGCCAUUACAUCCUCUUCCUCAACAGCAGCAACAACUUCCACAUCAACCUCCUCCACCUCCUCCUAAUAUUGGUCCUGGUUCAAAUUACUUUGGUGGUAUUAUGAAUGCCCAUACAAACCAAGGUCCGCCUGGUCUAGUCGCUCCAUCUCAAAUACCCGAACGAUCGCCGAGCCAACAUUCUCAGCAAUCUCCUCAUUACUCUUCUCAAGCGCCACCGCCACCACCAUCUUACUUGAACGGUCAGCAAACGUACUCACCUAACAGAGGUAUACCCACCCCACCCACAUCAGGUCAUCCCCAGCGACCUGAUUGGGGUAACUAUGGUUAUCGACCUGGCUCUUCAGUUCCGCCUGCCGCGGUUCCACCUGAGUCUGUAGGAUCGAAGCGUAAAUCAAAUUCAUCUUCUUCCAGCGCUCCCUCUGGUCAACAGCAACAACAGCAACCACCACCCAUGAUGGCGCGUGCUCCACCUAAUAAGAUAUCAAGCCCAUCAACCACCGGAUCUGGAAAUUUGGCUGACGUUGAUCCUGACAACGUGCCUGCAAAUAUGAAAGUAGAAGGUCAGGAUUGGUUUGCCUUAUUUAACCCUAAAACUCCUCGCCAAUUGAAAGUGGAUCUAGUCCAUACUAUGGAUCAUACAAGCGUUGUUUGCUGUGUCAAGUUUAGUGCAGAUGGUCGUCUUUUGGCUGCUGGUUGCAAUCGUGCUACCUUCAUUUAUGAUGUAGCCACCUCUCAACGUGUGGCUGUUCUCCAAGAUGAAACUAUCAAAACUGAAGGCGAUUUGUAUAUUCGAUCUGUUUGCUUUAGUCCUGACGGAAAUUACCUUGCUACGGGAGCUGAAGACAUGCAAAUUAGAGUGUGGGAUAUAGCCAACAAACGUAUCAGAAAUGUACUAGUCGGACAUCAACAGGACAUUUAUUCGUUAGAUUUCAGCCGAGACGGACGCUUGAUCGCAUCCGGCUCAGGUGAUUGCACAGCAAGAAUCUGGAGCAUGGCAGACGGUAAAUGUCUUCAAGUGCUUCGAAUUUCGGAUCAUGAUCAAAAAGAUCCUGGAGUUACCAGUGUUGCCUUCUCACCUGAUGGACGUAUUAUUGCAGCAGCUAGUUUAGAUAAAAUGAUCAGAAUUUGGGACACUCAGAGCGGCAUUCUACUCGAACGACUUGAAGGACACAAAGACAGCGUAUAUUCUGUUGCAUUUAUGCCAGAUGGCAAAAUGCUUGUCAGCGGAAGUUUAGACAAAACGUUGAAAUUGUGGCAAUUGGGUACAAACGAAGGGCGCGGUAUGGGAAUCGAAAGAGAUAGAGGUAAAGGACCAUGUAAGGUUACUUUUACCGGACACAAAGAUUUUGUUUUGUCUGUCGGAUGUACUCCUGACGGACGUUGGGUCGUAUCUGGAUCAAAAGAUCGAGGCGUCCAAUUCUGGGAUCCACGUACGGGACAGACACAGUUUAUGUUGCAAGGACACAAGAAUUCAGUUAUUUCUGUUGCUAUAAGUCCAUCCGGAAAGCCUUUAUUUGCAACAGGAUCUGGUGAUAACCGCGCAAGGAUAUGGAGUUAUGAUUCCAUUGGAAAAGGAUAUUAACAAUUACAUUUGAAAUAAGUUGUUACUUUUAUUUCAUACAAUCACGCUUUUAUUUUAUUUUAUUUUUUCUUGCCUUGCUCACUUCAUAAUAAAUCAACUGUUCAUUUAUAACUGCUUAGUGCACGGAUUGGUC
This is a messenger RNA of Rhizopus microsporus ATCC 52813, 2011 nucleotides long. RefSeq names its product WD40 repeat-like protein. The transcript is spliced from 7 exons. Bases 1 to 1878 code for a protein of 625 amino acids. Gene Ontology annotation, molecular function: protein binding. Lineage: Eukaryota; Fungi; Mucoromycota; Mucoromycetes; Mucorales; Rhizopodaceae. The record is from RefSeq and is a predicted model, not a curated record.